Molecule: messenger RNA, 1185 nt
Organism: Corylus avellana
Lineage: Eukaryota; Viridiplantae; Streptophyta; Magnoliopsida; Fagales; Betulaceae
Source: RefSeq, a predicted model, not a curated record
AUGGAUCAAAGUUUGAGAAAUGCUGUUGAGCAAGGAAGCAUUGACGCCUUAUACGCAUUGAUACGGGAAGAUGUAAAUGUUUUGGAUAGGAUCGAUGACAUUCCAUUUGUUGAAACUCCUUUACACCUAGCUGCAUCUCUAGGGUACAUCCAGUUUGCCAUGGAGAUCAUGAAGUUAAAGCCCUCAUUUGCUAGGAAGCUUAAUGAAGAUGGCUUCACUCCCAUGCACCUUGCUUUGCAAAAGCACUAUGCCGAUGAGGAAGGCAACACUCUAUUGCACGUUGCAGUAUACAGAAAUCAACUCGAGGUAGUGUCGUUGUUAAUGGCUACAAAAUUAGUUGAUUUAAAGGCCAAGAAUUUAGAGGGUGAUACGGUCUUUGACAUCUUGGAACGCCAAACACAUGUUGAGAGCCAACGGAUGAGAGAUAGGCUACGACCACGUGCAUGUUGUCGUUGUGUCAGUCGUUUAAUAGCUAUAGUUAAAUUAUCUUUAACCCCUUUCCAAAAUUUCGUACAACGACUGUGUGGGAAGCUUUUCGUACGAAUACGUCGUCAGGAAACAGUUACGACAGAAGAGAGGCGCAAUGCACUGUUGGUUGUUGCUGCACUACUAUUAACGGUCACCUACCAAGCAGCACUCAGCGCUCCUGCAGAAGCUCAUGAUAAAGCCAAUCAGUUCAACGGCACAGCCCCGAUCAACGCCAGCAGAGACCCACUCGCCCAUCUGUUCAACAGCACAGCCCCGCUCAGAGCUUAUUGGAACGCAAUCACUGCAGCGUCUAAUGCCAUCAACAAGAACGUGUUAAAUGGGAAUGCCUUCCUUUCGGUUAAUACUCUAACCUAUUUCCUAACAACCGUUACACUUCUCUUCCUCGUCCCUCCUGAUUUUGUUGGACUCGUGCUCUACUCACUCCUUGUACUCCUCUCUUUUUGCUAUUGCUUUUCAAGAAUGGAUCAGUCUCUUGUUGUCCGACUACUAACAGCUGCUUGCCCGAGGCCUCCAAAGAGGGGGGGAACCCUAACUUCAAUUCCAGGUUUUGGCGGGAUCAUUCCCGCUAAUUCUUGGCCGAGCCGUUCGAUAUACUCGAAGAUUGGUCAGUUCAUCUGUCUGUCGGUGCGAAUGGCUGAGUAUGUGUCCACGUGUCGGCAUCGGUAUGGUCGUCUGUGCGUCAUCAUUAGUCGGUGA